Molecule: messenger RNA, 3568 nt
Organism: Ylistrum balloti
Lineage: Eukaryota; Metazoa; Mollusca; Bivalvia; Pectinida; Pectinidae
Product: fasciclin-1-like
Exons: 21
Source: RefSeq, a predicted model, not a curated record
UUACACAGCCUGAUUCACCAACACAACAUGUCCCGCCUUUUUGAACAGACGGGAAUUACAGUGUUUGCCCCUUACAGUACAGCUUUCCUGUAUUAUGAUGAAAUGCAUUAUGGAUAUAAUAUGGCUGACCCGGAUAUGGCAGAGAGUUUUCUUUCGUUUCAUAUUGCGCAAGGAAUCAUAUAUGAAAGUGACAUAAUAGACAAUAGAGCAACCGAUUCCACUCAUACGUCAAACUCUAAACUUCAUUUUAAUACGUUUACAGACGGGAAUGAUCUCGUAAAAUCGGUAAAUGGUGCUGUUCUCAUCAACAUGGAUCUUGUCGCUUCAAACGGAGUGCUUCAUAUUAUUGAUAAAGUUAUUGCCCCUAUUGCAAGCAAUAAAACACUGCACGAUUAUAUGCUUAAGCCGGAAAUGCCAAAUCUAUCGUUUGUUUCAGUGACCAGGGCCUCUAUUGUUGACAUGAGCCUGAAGAACAGAACUCGCAAUAACAACUAUCAGUUCACAGCCUUCGCUCCAAAUGACUCUGUCUUGUUCCCCAUGCCUGCCUAUGGACAGGAUGUCUUAUUUGAUGACGCUUCCCUUUUGAAAUCGGUAAUACAGGCCCAUAUGAUCCCGGACUUUAUACAGUUUCUGCCAAGUAGAGGAACCGUCCUGCCCAGGAUAGCUACUGCAGGUGCUGUCAAGUAUGAACGAAGAAAUGGAGAACUCUACGUGAUGAAUAAUAAAGUUCGAGCCCGAGUCGUGGAAGCCAACAUCCCUGUCUCAAAUGGUGUGAUACACGUCAUAGACAAUCUUCUUUAUUUUGUCUAUAUGAACAUCAUACAAAAAUUGAAAGAAAUGGCGGAAACAAAGAAGGCUAUUGGAUUAUACCUUGAUAAACUUCCCGUAUCUACACAGUCAUUGCUGACAAAUACAGAUGUCAAAUUUACUGUUUUUGCACCGACGGACGAAGCUUUUGCGAAAAUUCCCAUCUUGAACCAGGAAGAAUUGUCAAAUGAUGUGUCAUUAUUAUCGGAGGUUUUGGAAACUCAUAUUAUCCCAGAUGUAGAGAUAGUUGGUUACAACAUUCCUCGGUAUGACGUGCUUACGUCAUUAAGCAACAGAACCAUCCGGGUACUUCAGAUACAUGACGAGGUGUUUGUAGAAGCCGGAGGAGUACAGUCUAAAGUUGAGAUGACAGAUAUUAAGUGUACGAACGGUAUUAUUCAUCUGAUCACCAAUGUCCUUCUCAUUCGGAACUUCUCUAUAUGGGAGGCUAUUUCGGGAAUUGCUCAACUUCAAUACGCUUCUAAGGAGAUUUCAAAGGAUCAGCCUUUACACUCAAUAUUGUCUGGAACAGAGGAAGGUUACGGAAAACUCACAAUGUUCAUCCCAGGUGACGCAGGCAUAUUCAAAAUCCCCGAGAGAACACGUGACUACUUAAAUAGCGACCCUACUAUUGUAAUAAAUGCUUUACGAAGUCAUCUGUUUCGGGGAGAGCUUCCAUCUUAUGACGUCACGUCGAUGACUGUCAAAAAAACCAUUGGUGGAAAAGACAUUGAGGUACAGAAUCAUAAAGGUUUCGUCGUGACGGGCAGUCACAUCUUCGCCAAGGUGGUAGUCAAGGAUAUCUGGUGUUCUAAUGGGGUUAUACAUAUCAUUGACGACCUACUUCAUGUGCCUACUCGUAACAUCCUGGAACAGAUGUCACGAUAUACCGAUUUGGAGUUUCAGUCCUCUUUCUACUCCAUGCCUAAAAUGUCCAAUCUGGAGUCCAAGUUACGGACUGAGGAUGUCUUCUUCACUGUGUUUGUGCCUGUUGAUGACGCCUUUGAUGCUGUUCCGAGAUCUCGAGCAGACAAAAUGCUGCAGGAUGAAUCAUAUAUGGAGAAGAUACUUAAAGCUCACGUGGUUCCAAACAUGAGUCUGUAUGCUGAGGAUUUCAAUGACGGAGAUCUUCUUUUGGCAGAAGAGGAGUUCAUUCAUAUCAUCAGAGAGGGGAAGGAUGAUGUUGUAAUUAUCAAUAAUAACGUGAAAGCGAAGAUACUUAAGAGCAACAUCCGGGCCACUAAUGGGAAGUUGCACGUGAUCGAUCGCCUGCUGUAUUUCCCCUACCUGACAGUGGCGGAAACCAUGGUGAACGAUCCACGUUUCAGUGCAUUCUACGAUCUAAUGUCCAUUUUAGUGGAGUUCCAGUUAAUGGCUGCUAACGACAACCAACAGAUGACAGUAUUCGUUCCCAGCGCCACCUUUCUGGCCUCGAUAUCGCAUAACGAGUCCAGCGCUAUUUUCACUACUCACGAAAACUUAAGACAGAUAUUUAAUGGUCACGUGAUCCCUGACGCCAGAUUAGACAGUAUGUACUUGAGGCAGAAUUUUGUUAACGAGUACGUGUUCACGGGAAACAAUACAACGUUUAGAUUUGAGGACAAAAACGAAGGUGUAACAAUCAGUGCGGGCUACAGUAACUUGUACCAAAAAUUAGAUAUAGUCCGGGAUGGCGUGGCUUGUAGUAAUGGUAUUUUAUAUACAAUAGACGGAUUCCUUAGUUGGUCACUCCUAAAUCUCAGACAAGAACUUGAUUCAGACGCAACACUCAACGACACAGCACGACGUUUUAUGGACUUUCUACCCGAAGACGUUGAAGACAUGUUCGAAGACGAAGGGCAGAUUUAUACCCUGUUUUUACCCGAGAUGGCGUCAUUUCGAGAUAUCAAGAGUGAUUUUCAUCCCAACGAUACCGACAAAGAAGGAGUAUUCAGACGUCACGUGGUCAAUGGCAGUGCCAUCACAUUGGCUGAUUUCAUAAAAGUUGGAAAUUCAAGUGACAACGACACUGGAAAUGCUAACAACAUUGUUCGUGGCGAAGAUGGUUUCCUGUACUGGAAUGGAAUUGAAGCAAAGAUAAUUAAAUCUGAUAUAUUAGCAAAGAAUGGAAUCAUUCAUGUCGUAGAUAAAAUGUUACUGUUGAUUCCGAAACAGGAAAUAUCGACCCGGAAGGGAGCAUUAGAACCCGGAGUCGGAGUUGUGAUAAAAUCAGACAUUUUAUUAUUAUUAGUGACCUGCAGUAUUAGUUUAUAUAUAAUGUGUGUGAUGCGGUGAUUAAUAAUUAACAAUUAUAAAAAAAAUAGUGAGAGGUAUGUAUACAAAUAUGGCAGCAAAUUGAAACGAAUCUCUUGAUUCAAUGGUGGGCACUCCAUAAGGGCCAUAUUCAAUUGUGGACAGUCCAUGACGACUAUACUCCACGGUGGACAGUCCGUGACGACUAUACUCCACGGUGGACAGUCCAUGACGACUAUACUCCACGGUGGACAGUCCGUGACGACUAUACUCCACGGUGGACAGUCCGUGGCGACUAUUCUCCACGGUGGACAGUCCGUGACGACUAUACUCCACGCUGGACAGUCCAUGACGACUAUACUCCACGGUGGACAGUCCGUGACGACUAUACUCCUCGCUGGACAGUCCGUGACGACAAUACUCCACGGUGGACAGUCCGUGGCGACUAUACUCCACGCUGGACAGUCCGUGACGACUAUACUCCACGGUGGACAGUCCGUGGCGACUAUACUCCACGGUGGACAGUCCG